This is a messenger RNA of Triplophysa dalaica, 4366 nucleotides long. RefSeq names its product gamma-aminobutyric acid receptor subunit alpha-2. Gene Ontology annotation, biological process: chloride transport; nervous system process; synaptic transmission, GABAergic. Lineage: Eukaryota; Metazoa; Chordata; Actinopteri; Cypriniformes; Nemacheilidae. Bases 304 to 1659 code for a protein of 451 amino acids. The record is from RefSeq and is a predicted model, not a curated record. Gene Ontology annotation, molecular function: transmitter-gated monoatomic ion channel activity involved in regulation of postsynaptic membrane potential; GABA-A receptor activity; benzodiazepine receptor activity. The transcript has 10 exons. Gene Ontology annotation, cellular component: neuron projection; GABA-A receptor complex; postsynapse.
GCAGGAUUGAAGAUCACAGCGGAUCAGGUGCGGUAGUUAAAGAGAGGGAGAAGGGGGCGCGCACUGGAGAGGAUCUGGGGACCCCCGCAAACUGAUGCGCAUCUCAUAUUAUAAUACAUUAUCAUCUCUCCACGAUGGGAAUUUAUUAACGCUCGUUCACGAUCCACGUGCGCGCUAUUCAGUCACGUUCGUGAUCGCGUCCAGCGUCUGGGAAUAAACUUUCACGUUCCGGUUUUAUUUGAGCCGCUUUCGUUAAUUCACAGUGAACAUAGCUCUGGUGUAUCACAGGUUCGACUUGCAGAAAUGAGGGAAAGGCUGUUUCAUCUUCUCUUAUUCUCUCUAACGCUGUUUUGGCACACAAGAUUCGUGUGCGCAGAUUCCACAACAGACGCCUUUAAAAACAACAUCACGCUGUUCACACGGAUCCUGGACCGUCUGCUGGACGGCUACGAUAAUCGCCUGAGACCCGGACUGGGAGAUCGAGUGACCACAGUAAAGACGGACAUCUAUGUCACCAGCUUCGGCCCUGUUUCAGACACAGAUAUGGAGUACACCAUCGAUGUGUUCUUCAGGCAGAGCUGGAAGGAUGAGAGGCUGAGGUUUGAGGGACCGAUGAACAUUCUCCGUCUGAACAACCUGAUGGCCAGUAAGAUCUGGACUCCAGACACAUUCUUCCACAACGGCAAGAAAUCCGUCGCACACAACAUGACAAUGCCCAACAAACUGCUGCGGAUCCAAGACGACGGCACUCUUCUUUACACCAUGAGGUUGACCGUUCAUGCCGAGUGUCCGAUGCAUCUUGAAGAUUUUCCCAUGGAUUUCCACUCGUGUCCGCUGAAGUUUGGCAGCUACGCUUACACCACUUCAGAAGUCACGUAUACGUGGACGAAGAACGCAUCUAAUUCGGUGGUGGUGGAGGAGGAGAGUUCCAGACUCAACCAGUAUGAUCUACUGGGACAAACUGUGGGAAAUGAAACCAUCAGAUCCAGCACUGGUGAAUACACAGUCAUGACGGCACACUUUCACCUGAAGAGAAAGAUCGGUUAUUUUGUGAUUCAGACGUAUCUGCCGUGCAUUAUGACCGUCAUACUGUCGCAGGUGUCCUUCUGGCUAAACCGGGAGUCUGUGCCGGCCCGGACCGUGUUCGGUGUGACUACUGUACUGACGAUGACCACACUGAGUAUCAGCGCUCGUAACUCACUGCCUAAAGUCGCCUACGCCACCGCCAUGGACUGGUUCAUCGCCGUGUGUUACGCUUUCGUCUUCUCCGCCCUCAUCGAGUUUGCCACCGUCAACUACUUCACCAAACGCGGCUGGGCGUGGGACGGCAAGAGUGUGGUCAGCGAAAAGAAAAAAGAAAAAGCUUCAGUCAUCAAGAAGAACAACGCAUACGCCGUCGCCGUGGCGAACUACGCCCCCAACAUCACCAAGGACACUGUGCUCCCCACUAUUGCCAAGGGCAGCACACCGGAUCUAGGCAAAGGCAAAACAGAUGCCAUCAAACAAGCCGAGGCCAAGAAAACCUUCAACAGCGUGAGUAAAAUUGACCGAAUGUCUCGCAUCAUGUUUCCCGUUCUCUUCGGAUCAUUUAAUCUGGUUUACUGGGCGACAUACUUAAACAGAGAACCUGUGAUCAAAGACAUGGUGCCGUCCAACUAGAGUCUGGGAUUACAGAACUAAAGACUCGGCCAAAAUCACCCAGGGACUCUCUCUCUCUCUCUCUCCAUCUGCUCCAGACACACGUGCUCUGGAUUGAUGCCUUUCCAUCUCUUUCUCUCUCAUCCGUCGUCUCUCUUUUCUACAGCAUUUAUCAGCAGUGCUUUUGCGAGCGACGUUUGCCUUUGUACAUACAGUAUGGUACCUGGUGAAAAUGCCGUCUCGUAUCUUUACAUUGCAGUAUUUGGAUUCAUGUGAGAAUUUGUAUUUUCGAGCUCUUUUGAAAUCUGACCUCUCUCUGUGAUAUAGAUUAGCAAAUUAUGCUCAUUUAUUUAUGGGGUGUAAAUGUGUUUUGUUUGUUUUCGUGGCGGUGCUUGGUGUUAAAUAGCCUGUUGUUUUUUUCUAAGAUCAAACUCUUUUGUGGUUUGUUCUGAUGUUUCGUGCCGGGCCCAUACACAAAAAAGACAUGAAAACUGUUUACACACAUCUGUGCUUUUUACUGUUGCUUUGUGAUGUUGUUUUCAAGUCCAAACUAUAAACCAACUUUUAGAAACAAAAAAAAUCUGUGUUUAAAACUGUAGAGUAUAAAAACAGACAGAAAGUGUGUGUGCUGACCGCACGUACAGUGUUUUACACGACAGGACUGAGAUGUUCACAUGGUUUCUGUUUGUUUUUAUGAAACCAGGAUGAAGUCCGAAUGCUGUCGAUAAAGUUUAAAUUGUACAGAAUCCAGAAUAUUCCUAGAUGAAAUCUUCAAAUGGUUCUGGAUGUGUUUACUGUCAGUUUUUGACCCUUCUAACAGAAGAUGUUGGAGGGGGGUGUUUGAAGCUCAUACAACAUGAACAUCUCCGUCCACACUAUUAUUCAGUCUUUCUCCAUCAGUGUGCACAUAUAAAUCACUAAGACAGUAGAUCAGUAGAUAUUUCAUUUUCUCCUGAAAUGUGAAAUGAAAAUCGCCGAAAAAAACCCAUCAAGUGCCUGAAACGAAGACGGCAACGAUGUGAUCGAUGUGAAGCUGGAGCUGCUCGGCAGGAGAACAGAAACAUUCUUCGUCCAGAUUCAAGAACCAUCAGCUCUUAAGUUUUCGUUUUGAAUAAAAUCCAGAAUAAAUAAAACAGUUCAGGUUGAAUAGAGAUUUCUUUGAUAAAGCUGCGAUCAUAACGUUCGUCUUUCUUUGGGGAAAACCGCUGUUAACUGGCGUGUCGGAAUAACUGAGUUUUCGCACGAAAUCCGACUCCAAAGCUCAAGUUAUAAAUCAUUAUUAUAAGCUUACCGUUGUGAAUCUCAUUUUUCUAAUUUUUGUUGUCUUUAUUUGACCCACAUAAUUUUACAGAUAAAUAUAAUGUGGACCAAACUUCACUUCAGGUAGACCUCCACAACAAUAAAAUAUGAAUAGAAAUGAUCAAUGUAUAUUAAUUGUAUUAUUAUAACCAAACACAGACGCGUGCGUCCGAUGAAACCAUUCACAGAUUGCAGCUUUUAAAUUCCUUUUUGACCUCCUGAACACUGUGGUUUCUCCCUAAAAUGUGACCGAUGUUUAGACAAUUUGAUUGGUUGAUAUUUGUGGCAUCGUGUUCGGUGUCAUCAGUGUUGUUUCGAUGAGGAAACUAGUGAACACAUGAAAAACAAACAAGGCAUUUAAAAUACACACGUGAUGUUUUCAUGAGUUUCUGUGGCACUGUGCACUCCUCUCGCUGAGCGUGUUUCACUGAACAUGAGUUUUGGACCAAAAGACCAACAAGUGCUUCAAAUACUGCAUGUUUACUUCACAUGUUUACCCUUCAAAAUAAUAAAUAAGUAUUUUUGCUCUUCUACUAUGAAAACCUGUCGCGUUACACACUAAACACACACAGUAAAUAUUGUUCACAUCUAAUUUGUAUAUAAUGUAAAGAAUAUUUGUCCAGAUUGGUAUUGUUGCUGUAACACGACCUCGAGCCUGUUUUCCGUCAUCAGUUUGUACAGUUUUAUACUCUGAAGUUUUGAGUUGAUAUUUUCUGAUGUAUGAUGUUGAUUUUUCAGCAUGCUGUUGUCUCUCCGGUACACACGGCGUUCUAAUGAUUUGUUUGGUUCGACUCAUUCUAAGGAUGUUAUACUUUCUGAAGAUUUAUUCCAACAUUAUUUAUUGUAAUAUAUACUUCUCUUCUUGAUUUCUGGGUUAAUCUGUGUGAUACAUGUAUAAUAUCGCUCUGCUUUCCUUUAUGAAUUGCUUUGAUUGUAUUGGCCGAUGGUUGCAUCUUUGUUAUGCAGAAACUGUUUGAGCAAUAAGUAAAACAGGUGAUAUUAAACCGUCCUGCAUGGAAAGAGCUUUCCACACACAGAUGUCCUGCUCGCACACAUUCUCCUGCUAAAGACAAUGUGAAAUACUGCAUUCCAUAAUGAAUGUUACCAUAAGAAUGUGAAUAUUACAGGGUUUUUUGUGCGUUUUUGCUGAACUGUCCAUCAGCUUUUAUUGACGUUGGAACAAUUUCUGAAAUUGAAUACGUUAGGAAUAAUUUACAAAUUGUAUAUCUUUGCAAACGUAUCACCAAGACCUGCUGUCUGUUAUUCUUCUGUACAAUGACGUGAAUAUUUUGUUUUCUGAUGUUAAUGUGAAUUUGGCCACAAUAGCAGAACUGAAGUGCUGCUGGGACUCAUUUUCUACAGUAUAUAUAUAUAUAUUGUUACUCUCUUUCAAACACCAUUUAACUUCAACUUUCAACAGCCAAUUGCU